AUGCGACGCUCCUUGAAAAUAUUGUUCUUGCUCCUUGCUGGUACCCUCCUUAUCAAACAAGUCCGAGCUCCUGCUCCCCAUCCAGAAGACACAGAUUCAGAUUCGGAUUCAGAGCCACAACCGGUCCCAAACACAAACGAUGAUGACAACUCAGGCUCAAGCUCCGGUGAAGGCGAAGACUUGGGUCACGUUGGCGGUAUAACGUUGAGCGGUGGAACUCCAGCCGCACCCGUCGCCCCUCCUUCUGAGGGCAAUGAGGCGGAAUUCGAAGAAGAAGACGUCGACUACAGCGAAAUCCUAGAGCACGUAUCCGAGCUCCUCGACGCCAUCACUUCCAUCAUCUCCGACAUAGACAGCGGCUCCUCAACAACGGUAUCAGCACCUCUACCCACUGCAGCAUUACCUUGCUACAGCGUCUCAAGUAUCUAUAAUGAGUGCGCCCUACGCAACAGCGAAUUCCCGCAUCUGGUUUUCCCCAUACAGGCGAGUUGCUUGUGCUAUGUAACUAAGGGCAACGAUACCACAGCCAUCUGGGCGCCUGACUCCUACGACGGGCAUAUGAGCCGCUGUAACAAUUUCGCUCAGACACAGAGUCAGGCUUCAAUUACGAAUAGCAACCCCGGCACUAGCCGUGGCGAGUUCGACGACUACGCCUUCGGCUACCCCGGCCUCGACUACCACUGCACCCAGUACACCUACUGCCACAGGCACAAGUGGUUCAGCAAAGCGAGUGUCUGUGUUGAGGUCCCUGGUUGUGUGCAUGGGACUGUGGCUUUGUAG
Messenger RNA from Letharia columbiana, 780 nucleotides. RefSeq lists its product as uncharacterized. Bases 1 to 780 code for a protein of 259 amino acids. NCBI's taxonomy places the organism in Eukaryota, Fungi, Ascomycota, Lecanoromycetes, Lecanorales, Parmeliaceae. The transcript is spliced from 2 exons. The record is from RefSeq and is a predicted model, not a curated record.